GAAAGGAGGAGGGAGAGAAGAGGAGGAAUACAUGGAGGCAGCAAAAUACUCCGCUGUGGAUAUAGGAUAUUUCAGCAUCCCUCCUGUUUUUUGCAUCAGAGCAGGAUGAAGCCCCAGGAGGAUUCCUUCGGUUGUUUGUAACAAUUGGCAAGCUGCCGUCUCGUGUACAGAAUGGAGGUGUGUGCAAGGGUCGGAUUGGCAAGAACUGCUGCCUCCUAUGACCAGCUUGUUCGUCAGGUGGAGGAUCUUAAGAAGGAGAAUACCCACCUAAGAAGAGAGCUGCAGGAUAAUAGCAGCCAACUAAACAGACUUGAACAUGACACAUCUGAUAUGAAGGAAGUUUUGAAGCAUCUUCAGGUCAAGCUUGAACAGGAUGUUGGGGGGUCAGCAGGUCACACUGAAAUGCUGGAUCAAUUUAAAGUUUUGCAGGAUGAUAUGCCUGGUCUUUAUAAUCCAUAUACCUCACCUGCCAUUGGCCCAGAUAUCCCUGCCACCCCCAUGCAUUUGGAGAUCCCUCAAAAAAGAGCAAGGGAUGAAAGCCGAACAAGUGAACUUCUAAUGCAGGAGCUGGAGAAAGAAAGAUUGUCGCUUUUAGGGGAAAUUGAUAAGGAGGAAAAAGAAAAAUUGUGGUAUUACUCACAAAUUCAAAGUUUGUCCAAGCGGCUAGAGGAAUUGCCACGUACUGAGACGUUCUCUUUACAGAUUGACCUUAUCCGACAGCAGCUUGAGUUUGAAUCAGAUCAUCUGCAUUGUGUUUUGGAAGAGAGAUUUGGAACAGCAGAUGAGAUGGUGCAGAGAGCACAGAUUCGGGCAUCUCACCUAGAGCAAAUAGACCAACAGUUGGAAGAAAUGCAAAGUAAAGAAGUGAAAGAGCAUCAAGUUGUUGAGAAAAAAUGCAUGGCAGACAAGAUGAAUACAGAGGUUGUUGUUCCUCCCGAUGACAACUCAGGGCAACAAGAAAGCAAGGUGGAAGUUGUAUUUUGGCUGCUCUCUAUGCUGGCUACCCGAGAUAAGGAUGACAUGUCACGUACCCUUUUGGCAAUGUCCAGCUCCCAGGACAGCUGUCAGGCCAUGCGCAAAUCUGGCUGCCUCCCCUUGCUAAUUCAAAUCCUGCAUGAGGCAGAGCGAGAUGAAAGUACACAAGACUCUUCUGCAUUUAAGGAUGCCAGGAUGCGUGCAAAUGCUACCCUGCACAAUGUUAUUUUUUCUCAGCCAGACGAAGGACAGGCUAAGAAGGAGAUGAGAGUUCUGCACAUCUUGGAACAGAUUCGUUCUUACACAGAAACCUGCUGUGACUGGAUGCUAGAGCAUGAACGAGGAGGGAACAUACAUGAGUGCAACCCAGUCCCUGUGGAGCCACAGAUCUGCCAAGCAAGCUGUGCAAUCAUGAAGCUGUCAUUUGAUGAGGAAUAUCGCAGGGCAAUGAAUGAGCUUGGUGGCCUACAGGCUAUUGCUGAGCUCCUUGAGAUGGACUAUCUGAUGAACAGAAUGACAAGUGAUCCCCUUAGCUUAGCCUUAAGGCGCUAUGCGGGAAUGGCUCUCACUAAUCUUACUUUCGGGGAUGUAGUGAACAAGGCGACACUAUGUUCCCGCCGAGGUUGCAUGCAGGCAAUUGUAGCUCAUCUGGCAUCUGAAAAUGAAGAAUUGCAGCAGGUGGCAUCCAGUAUCUUAAGAAAUCUGUCAUGGAGGGCAGAUAUUAAUAGUAAGAAAAUUCUGCGUGAAGUCGGCAGUGUGAUCAGCUUAAUGCAAUGCGCUUUGCGGGCCAAUAAGGAGUCAACACUGAAAAGUGUACUCAGUGCUCUGUGGAAUCUCUCUGCACACAGCACUGAGAACAAGGCCUCUGUCUGCUCAGUGGAGGGAUCGCUGGGCUUCUUAGUCAGCACAUUGACCUACAAGUGCCAGAGCAAUUCGUUGUCAAUCAUUGAGAGUGGUGGAGGAAUCCUGCGUAAUAUAUCCAGUUUGAUUGCUACACGUGAUGAUUACAGGCAGAUCCUGCGUGAUCACAACUGUCUCCAGACUCUUCUGCAGCAUCUCAAGUCUCACAGCUUGACCAUAGUCAGUAAUGCCUGUGGAACUCUAUGGAACUUAUCUGCACGGUGUGCUCAGGAUCAGGAGCUUUUGUGGGAUCUAGGAGCUGUCAGUAUGUUACGAAACCUCAUUCACUCCAAGCACAAGAUGAUUGCCAUGGGCAGUGCAGCUGCACUAAGAAACUUGCUUGCACACCGCCCUCUGAAGUACAAGGAUGCUUCUGUAAUCUCUCCUGGUUCCUGUAUGCCUUCUCUAUAUAUGAGGAAGCAGAAGGCGCUGGAAGCUGAGCUGGAUGCAAGGCACUUGGCUGAAACCAUUGACUCUAUGGACAAACAAUGCCUUAAAUCACAGCCAGUGAAGGGUCCACUGAGGCACAUUGAAAGCCUGGUUAAGGAUUAUGCAUCAGAUUCUGGUUGCUUUGAUGAUGAUGAAAUUCCAAAUACGUCCAUCAGUGCAGAAACUGGCAACUCCUCUGUACUUUCUAUGUAUCUUAACCUGUCCUAUACCCAAGGGCAGAACAUUCCACGAACAGGGUCCCUAAAGAGAGCAGGAGAGCUAGAGAAGGUUGACAGCCGUAAAAAUGAAAUUAAGAAACCACAUGAAAAUGUCUCAACAGCUGAUAAAUUGGCAACUAAAAUGCCUUCUGCAAUAUCUAAGAUAGACAGACUUUUUGAAGAUGUUUCUACAAUGCAUACAUCUUCAGAUGACAGUUUUAGCCUGAGCUCAGAGGAUCAUUGCAUUGACUGGCCCUGUGGUACACAUGAGCUACAUGAAGCUAGAGCUCAUUCCUGUUCUCCUUGUAGAUUAUCAGACAACAGUGGUCUAUUAAGGCGAAAUAAUAUAAGUAGAGCACAAGCUCUAUUGCGCUUGAAAACUGCUUACACAAGCCUCUCUAAUGACAGUUUAAACAGUGGCAGCACAAGUGAUGGAUACUGUCCAAAGGAACAUAUGAAACCCUGCAGCAGAGCUACCUUUAUGGAUUACAAGGAUGAGUUGCAUAGGUAUCAAAAACGCCCAAGUCGUCUGGAUCUAAAGAGUGUUUUGGUCCUCAAACCAGAAAGAAAUGAGUUAGCUGAACACCAGAAAAAAGAAGUGCCUCCCAUAGAAGAUCAAAGGCAGCUUUACGACCCAGCAAUUAAAGGUGUAUCACUUAAAAGUCUGAAGAACAAAGAGGGUACUGAGAAAACUGAAGAUUUUGUAAAAAACACAAGUAGCCCUUUACCAGCAGAUCCUUUGGUGCACACCAUAAAGCUAUCUCCUUCAUAUAAGCACAUUGGAAAUGUAUCGAGUAAUGUGUCAGGGGUUCCUGGAAGUAGUGUACAACAAAAAAAAUCAUGGUUGCUCACAUCACAGAUACCUGACUCUUAUAUAAAGACUUUUGAAAAUGCUUCUAAUCACUCCUCAACAGAACAGGAAUCACUACAAAAAUAUGCAGUAGAGGGAACCCCAAUAAGUUUCUCUCGAUGCAGUUCUCUUUCCUCUCUAUCAUCGGGAGAUAACAUACUGGAUGGGCAAAGCCGUAGUGAUAAUGAGAUAGACAGCGACUCAUCCCUAGAGAUACUAGAGAUGGAGGAAGGCAAUAUACAAAGCAAGUACAAAGAAAUAAAAUAUUCAGCAGUAAAACAAAGAGCAGUUUCUCCUGUUACAUCCCAAACCAUGGUUAUUCCUAUCCCAAAACCUGAAAAACAUUUUUUCCGGGACAUUUCACCUUCUAGGAAUGAGGACAUGACUCCUUCCAGCUCUUCAGAUAAUUAUAUUCAGGAAACUCCUUUGGUGAUGAGUCGUUGCAGCUCAGUUAGUUCCCUUGGUAGCUUUGAGAGUCCUUCCAUUGUCAGUUCUAUUCAGAGUGAUCCAUGCAGUGAGAUGAUUAGUGGAACAAUAAGCCCAAGUGAGUUGCCAGAUAGCCCUGGACAGACCAUGCCACCAAGCAGGAGCAAAACUCCAAGCUUUGAGACUAGUGGGCACCCAGAAAGAGAGACUAGCCAGUUCAAUAUACAGUGGGAGAACAAUGUAAAAAAGUUCAUGGAAAUAACAGAUUUUAAAGAAAGGUUUCAGAUUCCAAGAGAUAUUGACUCCAUGAUUUAUUUCACAGUGGAAAAACCAACAGAAAAUUUCUCUUGUGCCUCAAGUCUGAGUGCUUUGCCUUUGCAUGAACAUUACAUUGAGAAAGACGUGGAGCUGAAACUCAUUCCUCCCUUUUCUGACAAAAAUUGUUUAAACUUUGUUGCACAUGAGAAACAAGCAGAAAAUAUGGAGGAAAGGAUCCUGGGAAUGAUGUCAAAGUCUGAACUCGAACUUGUUUCCGAUGAUGAUAUUGAUAUUUUAAAAGAGUGCAUAAAUUCAGCCAUGCCCUCUCAUUUACGUAAUGCUAAAACAUCAGUCCUUUCAGGACAUAUACUUAAUUCAUCAAGUACAAAGCCCACUCAUCUCCCAGUAUAUAUGUUGGUUCCAGCACAUACACAGCUGACAGAACCAAAGAUCUUCCAAUCAAAGAAAGACUUGCUUAAGGAUGACUCUUCUUACACUGAUUCAGCAGAGGGGACACCAGUUAACUUCUCCAGUGCUGCAUCCCUUAGUGAUGAAACAUUACAUUACCCUCUUAAAGAAGACCAAGAUCUGAAAGAAAGGCAGAGAAUCCAGAAAGAAAAAAGAGAAUUUGGGACCAUGUUAGAUAGUGAUUUGGAAAAAAAGAGAAAACCAAUAUACACAAUGGAAAAUGUAGCAGAUCAUGAGGAGAUGAGGAUACAUUUUCACUAUGCAAACCAAGCCAAAAUUAAUAGCAAAGGAAAGAGACCCACUAAUCCAGCUUAUCCAUUAAAAGCACAACAAACAACAACCCUUGGAGGCCCUGAACCACAGGGUAAAGUAAAAUAUGAUUCUAUGACUUUUGUCUCUCCUGGUCAUCCAUCAAAACUGGAUUUGAAUCAGUGUGAAUAUGUCCAUGGAAACUUAGCUUUUCAGUCAUUCUGCCACACCACACCAACUGAAGAGGCAGUUUAUUGUUUUUACGAGGAGGACACAGAUACACUGUGUUCAAACAAAAAUUCUCCAAAAAUAAAACAGGAGCCAUCAAAAUCUCCUAGAAAAAGUCUCCAUAAACGAGUGUCAAAGAGAGAAACCGAUAAGCUUCCAGUAGCUAGCAAAUCCAGCAAUUCUACUUCUACAUUCUCAAAUUUAAUAGAGGAUGAACCCAUCCCUUUCUACUCUCUCAGUUCAUCUAUGAGUUCACUCAGUGACAUGGAACUUUUAUGUGCCACAGAAAAGGUAGAUAAAUUCAAAAGACAUUCAGCUAGGCUUCAGUGCAGGAGUCUAAGUAUUCAUGCUGGAAAUAGAGAUUCCUCUGUCAGUCGAACUUCAGAUGAGGAAAUAUGCUCCUCUUCAGUAUUACCUAGGAGAAGAAGAACCUCAGCCCGCAAAAGGAAACACAAGAUUAAACUCUCUGGUAAAAGUGAUCUUCAACAAAGUUCUGUUGAAGACAGAUCACCAGACGGAGGUGAGAUGUCGGAUUUAGACAACAUAGACUGGGAAGCAAUCAAAGAAGGUGCUAAUUCCAUUGUCAGCUGGAUACACCAAGCUGCUUCCUCUAUCUCCGGGAGCACUUCAUCUCUAUCAAGAGGCCCUUCAUCUGAUUCUCUUAUGUCUAGCCCAUCAACAUUGACACAUCAACCUUUACAAGUAAAUCAUAAACAAAGCAGAGAAUGGCCUUUGCGUAACAGGAUCCAGAAUUUCAACAAAGCUGACACAAACUGUAAUCAAGAAGCUAAAAAUGUCAGAGAAAGAAAAGUUAUUUCUAACCAAAAGCAAGCAUCUAACAUCCCUAUGGUUCUCCGAGGUCGUACAGUUAUUUACGUACCAGCCAAGGAGAAAGAAUCAUCAACCAAACUACUUCAAAAUCAAACUCCUCACAUUGAAGAUCCAACAAAGGUGGCGACCACUGUGCGAUCUCGAAGCCUCCAUCGCCUAGGGAAAUCUUCAGACCUUGGAGUGGAAUUGACAUUGCCUAAAAGAAGUGCUACACCCCCGGCUUGUAUCAGAAAUGCAUCCUCCUCUAGCUCCUCUCGAAAUGCAACUUCUUCACAUAAAGCACAAGAGGCAAUUUCCAAAAGGUCCAAAAAUACCCAGGUUCUUCCUGGUAAUAAGACUCAGAAGUCCCCUGUAAGAAUUCCAUAUAUGAAAAAGCCUACACCACGUUGCCCCCCUGGUACUUCACCACUUGCUAUAGAAACUGUCAGCCCUCGGCAGAGUCCCAACAGGAGAUUAAGUCCUCAAGGUAGCAGACUUAACCAAGUUAAGAGCAAUGAAUCUGGUAUGUUACGCCAGGUAACUUUCAUCAAGGAAGCUUCAGGAAGUAUGAGACGUCAACACUCUGACCUGUCAGUGUCACAGAGACAACACCAUAUUCCUCCCAACAAAAACUCAGCUCUACCUGCUGUUUUUCUCUGUUCUUCUCGAUGUGAGGAACUAAAAGUCCACAAACAAACUAAGCCAAAAAUGACCACUUCUCCUAACUGCCCUCCUAGAAGAACAAGCUCUGAAAGUCCCUCCCGCCUUCCAGUUAGGAAUCUUCCUCCCCCUCCUGAACCAUUUAAGAGAUACUCCUCUUCUCCUCACAUAAAUCUCCCAGGGCCACGUGGUGAGUUUAGGAAAGACCAUAAUGGUUCCAAAGCUGAGGGCACAAGAGUCCCAAGAACUCACACUGCAUCUAGCCAAGGCAGAGCAACCUGGAGAAGAAUUAGAGAUGAAGAUAUCCCCCAUAUUCUCAGGAGCACUCUUCCAGCAUGUGCUCUGCCACUUACUGAUGAUGUAUCCGAGCCACGCCGGAAAACAAGUGAUGCUGUAGUACAGACUGAAGACAUUACGGUCACAAAGACUAACUCCAGCACUUCACCCACUCUAGAGAGCAGCUCCAUGGGAAGUAGAAACAGACCUGGCUUAGCCUCAUCGCUACUGCCAGAGCUGGGAAAAAGUGCAGUUGCUGUUGUAAACCUACCUACCAGUAGGCAUAGCUCUCCCAGCCGUGCUGCACGUGUAACACCUUUUAACUAUGUGCCCAGCCCAAUCUUGACAGUAACAGAGGAAGCUGCAGGGAAAGUUACUAGUGAAUAAGUGAAGCAAUUACAGUCUACUUUUCUUAGCUGGUGGAACAGAGUUUAUUGCCAUCCCCAAGGCAUGCAUGGUUCAUAAGUGCAGAACCCAAAUAUUAAAACUAUCCUUUCCUGUCUUGUCACUGAUCCAUGAAUCCUGUGCACUUUGGAAUAAUAAAUAUUUCUUAUUGGAAUUGACUUUAUAAUGUGUAAUGCAAAUAACGGCACUUUAUGGAUAUGUAAAUUUGACACAUCUGCACAUUUGACAUGUAUUGAAGCAAAUUAAUUGCCAGGAAAUGGAAAUGUUUUGUCAUAUGAUUUAACUUGGAGCACAAGUUAUUUUAUUAAAGGAUAGUGGUGAAAAUGUGGAUAUUAUAUGUAAAAUUAACAUAUUUUCUUCCUGUAUGAAUGUGUGCUAAAAGAGAUUCCCUUUCCUGUGGACGCAAUCAAGAACUAUCAAUAUAAAAUGUGCAAGUAAAUGCAAACACUUAUGAGUCACUGGGCCUGAGUGCAGUCCAUAUGCCAAGACAUAUCCAAAAAAGAAGAGCGAUCCGCACUUCACAGGACUUAUAACAUCCAAAGUGCUUUAUUACUAGUACCAACAUUAAAGGCUGGUGGUCCAGGUGAAAUGUUGGUACUUGCCAUAAUGCACCUUGAUUAAACUAUUGACAAAAUGCCUACAUAUAAUCCUUCAAGCAAAGCCUUAAUAUAAGUGUAGCUACAUGUUUCUUACACAUACUGGCUAUCCUAACAAAGUAUAACCACAGCUCUGCUUAUGAGAAGAUUCCAACUACUAUAAGAGCAGAGAAUGAAAAAAAUGUUCAAACUUUUUCUUAUUGCCAAAUUUAAAGCUCCAACAAUGAAUGGCUUUGGGCAUUAGCUGGCGUUCCAGGCAACUUGAAUAACGAUCAUUGGCCAUUUUAUGAGCAUUUGUUGCAGCACUUGGGUUUUUUUUUUUUCCUUAUUAUAUUGAAAUUCCAUGUGCUUAGAAUAUUUUUAAUUUAACCAUGCGCUUUCUCAGCUUUCAUUCCUUCUUUCAUUCUUUCAGCCAUUUUACAGUGUCUUCUUAAUCUUUGUUACGCCUCAUGGACAGUGAAUUGGACAACGAGGAAACUAAAUGAGCUAACUGUUCCUGCCUGCAGUCAAUUUCAGGGUAUAUCUUGCUCCCUUUUUGAAACUAUUCAACCCAAAUAUAUAUGGGAAGGGAGGAACAUGAACAAUUCCAGGUUUUUUACAUGCAUUGAAGAGACUUGAGAAAGUGUAACCUUAGCACAGAACAAGAAUUUUCCUCACUAUGUCUGCAUUUUCCAGUGUUAGAAAAGAAAUUCAAAUGCCAUUUGAGUUUAUUAUAUGUAUGAAAUGUAAAAAUUAAUAAAAUCCACCAUUUAUGAAAAUAAAA
Xenopus laevis (African clawed frog) is the source of this 8511-nucleotide messenger RNA. RefSeq names its product adenomatous polyposis coli protein 2-like (gene apc2.S). The record is from RefSeq and is a predicted model, not a curated record. The transcript has 16 exons. Bases 172 to 7134 code for a protein of 2320 amino acids. NCBI's taxonomy places the organism in Eukaryota, Metazoa, Chordata, Amphibia, Anura, Pipidae.